Apis florea (little honeybee) is the source of this 744-nucleotide messenger RNA. It is a transcript of the gene Actn, whose product is annotated as alpha actinin. NCBI's taxonomy places the organism in Eukaryota, Metazoa, Arthropoda, Insecta, Hymenoptera, Apidae. Gene Ontology annotation, molecular function: protein binding; calcium ion binding. The record is from RefSeq and is a predicted model, not a curated record.
UUAAAUGGAUUAUAGAUAUAAUUAUAAAUAAUUCAUGGUGGUUAAGUACAGAGCCUGUUUCAUGAAAACUGGAUAUUUGGAAGGGUAACGGGGUGUUGGAUUAAUGGUAUAAAAUCAGGGAAAGUGAACGAGUAAGUUAAUGUAUAUGAGAAACAAGGAAAAAGAAUAUACUGAGAGAGAGAGAGAGAGAGAGAGAGAGCGCAUGUGGGAGGGGAAGCUCGUGCGCCGGUGAGCAAAUCGAGUGUCAGACUCGUGGCAGAGGGGUCAGCGCGAGAGAAAGAACGACACGAACCGAACAUUUUCUGGACUUAGCGGGAACGUGAAAUAUCCGCGAAAGGAUGAACGACAUGGAAGCUUACGGAGACGGAUAUAUGGAGCCAGAAGAAGAAUGGGAGAGAGAAGGUCUUUUGGACCCGGCUUGGGAAAAACAGCAGAAAAAGAGGCUCAAGGCUCUCAAGUCUGACUCGAUUACAUAUGAUGCUAAACCGCAGCCCUUUGGAUUGUAUUUUCAGACUUUAUGAUAAAAAUAAUCGAGCGCUGAAUCACUUCAAAGCAUGGUAAUAAUUUCGUGGAUAUUUCUUGAUUUUUAAAGAAUCUUAUCCGAUAUCAUUGUUUCCGAUUGUAUGUACAAUUAUUACAGAAGGAUGCUUGACAAUUGGUUCUGCAAAUUAAACUGGAAUAGAAUUCGUUAUUGUUCUUAUGAAAUUAUGGUCAUUAAAUUUUAUUUUUUUGUCCCUAUUUUUU